AUGACGGUCGAAACAGCAAUUAAAUCCUGUUUCCAGUCAUAUUUUGAAAAACGUAAGGCAAGGGGUGAUGCACGACCAUGUGGUCCUCAGGAACUGGAUGAUGAAAAGUUCUUGGGGAGAUUAAGACGUGCUGGGCUCAGCGAACCUAGAACUAAUGUCACUGGUAGUGUUGGAAACAACAAGAAAAAGAAUAAUGGGAGGAGAUAA
This is a messenger RNA of Botrytis fragariae, 207 nucleotides long. RefSeq lists its product as uncharacterized. Bases 1 to 207 code for a protein of 68 amino acids. NCBI's taxonomy places the organism in Eukaryota, Fungi, Ascomycota, Leotiomycetes, Helotiales, Sclerotiniaceae. The transcript has 2 exons. The record is from RefSeq and is a predicted model, not a curated record.